Molecule: messenger RNA, 8579 nt
Organism: Carassius auratus (goldfish)
Lineage: Eukaryota; Metazoa; Chordata; Actinopteri; Cypriniformes; Cyprinidae
Product: insulin-like growth factor 1 receptor
Exons: 21
Coding region: 983-5155 (1390 amino acids)
Biological process (GO): protein autophosphorylation; positive regulation of kinase activity; insulin-like growth factor receptor signaling pathway
Cellular component (GO): plasma membrane; axon; insulin receptor complex
Molecular function (GO): insulin receptor activity; ATP binding; phosphatidylinositol 3-kinase binding
Source: RefSeq, a predicted model, not a curated record
GCAACCACCAAAAUCAGAUCCCAAUCCCUAUUUCCCCCCCGUGUGUGUGGAAUCCAGUUCGGUUUUUCCCCUCAUACCAACGUAACGUUAGACUACUAUGUGUGUGAGCGAGAUCGAGCCUUGUUUACAGCGUCAAUUCAACGGAGAGAGACUACAUGAUCUGCUCCACAUCCUUCACAUCUCCUAAAUUAACGCAGAUCCGAUCCUUCACACAUCAUCUGAGUCCACCAUUGGCCGCGUCUCGAAGGGAAAAAUCAAGGUCUCUGUAAUCUCAGACUGAAGAUGGUGGGAGGCAGAGAGAGACCAUUUUAAAGCCUGGACGGAAAUUAUUUGGCAUCUUUUUGAGAUUCUCCAUCGCUUUUUAGGCCUUUAAGGACGCUGGAUGAGAAGUGCUAGGCUUCUUGCUGCUGAUGGAGAUCACGCACACAUAGGCUCACUUGUCCAGAUUGUUUUAGCCAGCAGAUCUAAGCGGGUUUCAGCUAAAACCAGCCUGCGAGGAGCCCUACAACAACGUGUUUUUCAAGAUUUCCCCACGACAUGGAGCACGGAACUGCAGAUUAUUUAGCAGUUACGUGUUUUUCUGGGUUAUUUUCACAUAUAUCGACGAGGAAACCCUGCUAAAAAUAAUUUGAAACACGUUUAAGCAGCGCGAGGUUCAGUGCGUGUGAAUCCGCCUCAUGGUGAGGUCAGAGCGGGCUGGGGCUGCUGGAGAAUCUCGCUGGGGUGUCUGGAGGGUCAUUUAUCCCAGCAAAAACACAAUGAAGAUGGACGGGAUUGGCUUUGUUUGAUUAUUUCCUGCUGCUGUGUAUCUAUCUUUUGUUUUUUACCCCCUCCAUAACCAACUUUGAUGAUAUUUUUGAGCUGAGAAGACUUCAAGAGUCAAGCAUCAUCAUCCAUUUUUUUUGAAGGGUUGAGCUUUCUCCCCUGUUUUGUUACACUUUUAAUUACUUUAUUUUUGCCUGCCUUGUUUUUUUGUACAGGAAUGAGGUCUAGCAGACAGAGGCGAUAUUGGACCUUGCUUUGUGGUCUGGUCCUGGUCCUCUCUACACUUUGUCAUGGAGAAAUCUGUGGUCCAGGCAUUGACAUUGGCAAUGACAUCAGUAAUUUCAAGCGGCUGGAGAACUGUACAGUGGUUGAGGGAUACCUGCAGAUCCUUCUCAUUGGAAGCAAAAACAAUAAUAACCAGGAGGUCUUCCGCACCCUCAGUUUCCCCAAACUGACCAUGAUUACGGAUUACCUUCUCCUCUUCCGUGUAUCUGGGCUGGACAGCCUCAGCACCCUCUUUCCAAAUCUCGCCGUGAUCCGGGGCCGUAACUUGUUCUACAACUACGCCCUGGUUAUAUUUGAGUUAACCAGCCUAAAGGACAUCGGCCUUUACAACCUGCGGAACAUCACGCGGGGUGCGAUACGAAUCGAGAAGAAUCCUGAGCUCUGCUACCUGGAUUCUGUGGACUGGUCUCUCAUUAUGCAUGCUGAAUUUAACAAUUUCAUUGCUGGAAAUAAGCAGUCCAAGGAGUGUGGAGAUGUUUGCCCGGGAAUCAUGGAGGACAACCCUCUGUGCAUCAAGACAAACUUCAACGACAACGACAACUACAGAUGCUGGACCUCCAACCAUUGCCAGAAAGUUUGUCCGAAGUGGUGUGGACAGCGAGCGUGUACAAACUCAGGCGAGUGCUGCCACCCCCAGUGUUUGGGCAGCUGCACUGUGCCGGACAACGACAGGGCCUGUGCCGCCUGCCAGCACUACUAUCACGAGGGCCGCUGCGUGGAGGACUGUCCAUCCGACACGUACAAGUUUGAGGGCUGGCGCUGCAUCACCAAGGACCUCUGCUCCAAAGUCCACCUGCCUGAUUACGACCGUUUCGUGAUCCACGGAGGAGAGUGUAUGUCUGACUGUCCACCCGGAUUCACACGUGAUGAGAACCAGAGCAGCAUGUUCUGCACUGCCUGUGAUGGCCUGUGUGACAAGAUCUGUGAUGAAAAGGUCAUCGACUCGGUGGACGCGGCUCAGUCCCUCAAGGGCUGCACUGUUAUCAAAGGGAACCUGCACAUCAACAUCCGCCGCGGCACUAACAUAGCAUCAGAGUUGGAGAACUUCCUGGGACUCAUCAAGACAGUGACAGGAUACAUUAAGAUCCGUUCAUCACACGCCCUGAGCUCUCUCUCCUUCCUCAAGAGCCUGAGACACAUCCAUGGAGAGGAACUAUGGGAGGACAUGUAUGCUUUUGCUGCCUUGGAUAACCAGCAUCUCCAGCUUUUGUGGGACUGGUCCCAGCACAAUCUCACCAUAAGUGCUGGAAAACUGUAUUUCCGCUUGAAUCCCAAACUCUGCAUGUCCGAGAUCCGCAGAAUGUGGGAGAAAACCGGAAUUAAGGAGAAGUUUUUGGAAGGAGAUUUCCGCAACAAUGGAGACCGUGCAAGCUGUGAGAGUGAAAUCCUUAAGUUCAUAUCGAAUACCACCAGUAGUAAUAGAAUUAAGUUGACGUGGGGUGGUUUUCGACCACCCAAUUCCAGAGACCUUGUCAGUUUUAUUGUAUACUACAAAGAAGCGCCUUUCCAGAACUUGACAGAGUUUGAUGGUCAGGACGGUUGUGGAUCGGACAGCUGGAACAUGGUUGACGUUGACUUACAGGAGGACCAAACCCAGAACCCAGGUGUUACACUGUCCAUGCUGAAGCCCUGGACUCAGUAUGCUAUAUUUGUCAAAGCUGUCACGCUAGUUGUGGAGGACAGGGACAGGGACAAGGACAGACAGCGUCUUGGGGCGAAAAGUGAAGUGGUGUACAUUCGGACUAAACCAUCAGCACCCUCAAUGCCUGUAGACAUUCGUGCAUACUCUAAUUCUUCAUCAAAGCUGGUGGUGCGGUGGUCUCCGCCUGUGUCCCCCAAUGGAAACCACACCUACUACCUGCUCCGCUGGAAGCAGCAGGGCGAGGACCGUGAGCUCUACCAUCACAACUACUGCUCCAAAGAACUGAAGAUCCCAGUCAGGAUUUCAGCUGGGGGUUUGACAGAAAUCGAGGACACCAAACCCACCAAUCCUGAAACAGGGGGGCGGGACAAAGCCCCCUGUUGUAAAUGUCCUAAAACAGAGGAGGAUCUGAAGCGAAUCGAGGAGGACAUCUACUACCGCAAAGCCUUUGAGAACUUCCUCCAUAAUGCCAUAUUCACCCCCAGACCUCCCGACAGGCGACGGCGGGAUCUGUUUGGUGUGGCCAACGCUACUUCCAUCCACACUCUGUUGGCGGGAAACUGGAACCUGACAGAGGGUAACUUCUCUCAUGACGAGUUGCCUAGACAGGAAUUUUCCUUUAUAGAGAAGAAGGUGAAGGAGCGUAGCGCUGACAUCAGUGGACUGCAGCCCUUCACCGUUUACCGCAUCGACGUGCACGCCUGCAACAAAGAGGUUUGGCACUGCAGCGCAGCCGCGUUUAUCUUUUCCCGCACCAAAGCGGCAGACAGAGCAGAUGACAUUCCUGGUCCUGUGACUUGGGAAGGUCUGGAGGGUUCAGUGUUUCUGAAGUGGCCUGAACCGCAGAAACCCAACGGCCUGAUCCUGCUGUAUGAGAUACAGUAUCGUCUCGGAACAGAGCCUGAGAAGCAUGAGUGUGUGUCCCGUCAACACUACAGGGAGCACAAAGGGGUGAAACUCUCCAACUUGGGACCUGGGAACUAUUCUGCCCGUGUACGGGCUACGUCUCUGGCUGGAAACGGGUCAUGGACAGACCCGAUAACUUUCUAUGUGAUUCAAGUUGAUCAAUCAGGUUAUGAGCACUACCUGUACUUCAUGAUCAUCCCGAUUUUCCUGAUUUUUGCCAUCAUCGCUGGAGUGGCUUUCACCUAUCUGAACAAGAGACGAAACAGCGACAGGCUUGGAAACCUUUACACGUCUGUUAACCCAGAGUACUUCAGCGCAGCAGAGAUGUAUGUGCCGGAUGAAUGGGAAGUGGAGCGAGAGAAAAUCACAAUGUGCCGAGAGCUUGGACAAGGAUCCUUUGGUAUGGUGUAUGAGGGCAUCGCCAAAGGUGUUGUGAAAGAUGAGCCGGAAACCAGGGUGGCUAUUAAAACGGUCAACGAAUCGGCUAGCUUGCACGAGCGCAUCGAGUUCCUCAAUGAAGCUUCUGUGAUGAAGGAGUUCAACUGUCACCAUGUGGUGCGUCUGCUGGGCGUAGUUUCGCAGGGUCAGCCCACCCUGGUGAUCAUGGAGCUGAUGACACGAGGAGAUCUGAAGAGUUACUUGCGCUCACUUCGAUCCGCUAAGAACAUCUCCAGCUUGCCUUUGCCACCAUUGAAGAAGAUGAUUCAGAUGGCUGGAGAGAUCGCGGACGGCAUGGCUUACCUCAACGCCAACAAAUUUGUUCACAGAGACUUGGCAGCAAGGAAUUGCAUGGUGGCGGAGGAUUUUGCUGUCAAAAUUGGUGACUUUGGCAUGACACGGGACAUUUAUGAGACUGAUUACUACAGAAAAGGAGGCAAGGGACUGCUGCCUGUGCGCUGGAUGUCUCCAGAGUCUCUCAAAGAUGGAGUUUUCACCACCAUGUCUGAUGUCUGGUCUUUUGGGGUGGUGUUGUGGGAAAUCGCCACCCUGGCCGAGCAACCCUAUCAGGGCAUGUCCAAUGAGCAGGUACUGCGAUUUGUUAUGGAGGGAGGACUGCUAGACAAACCUGACAACUGCCCUGACAUGCUGUUUGAACUGAUGCGCAUGUGCUGGCAAUACAACCCCAAAAUGCGGCCGUCCUUCCUGGAGAUCAUCAGCAGCAUCAAGGACGACCUGGAAGAGGGUUUCAAGGAGACAAGCUUCUUCUACAGCGAGGAGAACAAACCCCCGGACACCGAAGAGCUGGACAUGGAGAAUGUGGGAACCAUGGAGAACGUUCCUCUGGAGCCGUCCUCCAGCCUGCAGCCCCUCGCGCCCUCUCUGGCCUCCCCUCAACAGUGCGCCCCUGCGUCCCAAGGCUCCUCCACCCCAGCCGGCCCGUCCUCACCGCCUUCCUCCCCCAGCUCCACGGACAAGCACCCGCUCCCCACGUCUGCGGCAAACGGGCCCUCAAUGGUUCUCCAGAGCCCAUUUGACGAGACCCAGCCUUACGCUCACAUGAACGGGGGACGUAAGAACGAGCGUGCCUUGCCUCUGCCCCAGUCGUCGGCUUGCUGAUCGGCGGCCCAGUCCCGUUUCAGGACAUGUCCCUGUCUGUCAAGCCACUGUGUGGUCUCCUGAGAAGAAAUAUUAAAAUAAAGAGACAAGGAGAGAUGAAAUGGUACAAACUGAGAGUCCAGGCAAUCAAUCUUUUCAGUCAUACCUCAACGAACAAAGUUUGGAUUUCUUUGUUUUUUGUGCAUUUCGAUUGGAUCGUUGAAUUGAUUGACAUGAACUCAUUUGUUAUUUCCUUAGACUGGAUGACUGACUGAAAAACCAUGACCUUCACUCUCGCACUCGAUAGGCUGACUGUUUUUUGUUACGUUUUGUUACUUUUCUAAACUUCCAAAACUGGUUUGAAGGUCUAUCAGAGCCAGUAGUGGUACGGUGGCAUUAUUACGACACGCUCUGCAUAUCUCGAAGCCAAUCCAACAGCGAAGCACUUGCUCUUGUCUUUGUUUCCAAAGACGUGCGUUUAAAUUAGAGAAAGAUGUGUAAGGUUUUUCUUUUGCUUUUCUUAGAAGUUUGUUCCCCUGACCUGGGGAUGGAAAUCCUUGCGUUUUCUGCAAAUCAUCAGGCCGUGCAACGUAGUGAAGAAGAAAUUCUUUAAUCUGCCAGAUGUCUGUCUGUCUUUUCUUUUCUUUUUAUUAAUGUUGCCAAAUUGUCAUUUAGUUCUCCGUGCAUCCAUAUUCCUCUAAAUACAUGUGACCAGUUUUUUAUUUCCCUGGUGAUCCAAACUAACUUAAAGGAAUAAUGCAGAUUUUCAUUUUUGGAUGGAAUUAUUCAUUUAAAAUCACCAAGAUUCAUUUAAAUUCAUCAAGAGUCCCACUUUUCUUUCGUCUUGCUUAGGGUUUGACGUAUUUAUGACGAAAUAAGGCACGAGUCGAGCAACAGAUGCAGCAGAUAUUACAUUGCAAAGAAACUUUGGAUAAAAAAAGAAGCUCAAGAGGUUUUAAGUAGUGGCUUUUUUUUUUUUGAGCAAUUCUUUCUCUUGGUGGUUCAGUCGUACGUCGGACCACAGAGCAUGUGCAUCGUUCGUCGGUCACUUUUGUACCUUUUUGACAGUUCAGAUUGAUCAUCUACAUGUCUGUGCUAAAAAAAAGCUGCUAUUUUAUUAUUGUUUUUCUUUUGUGGUUGUAAUAUAUAUAUAUAUAUAUAUAUAUAUAUAUAUAUAUAUAUGUAAAAAGUUUUUCAGGUGUAAUCCUUUGCCUUUCCACUAGAGUCCAUUUUAUGAUGCUUAUAGUUCUGCAAAACGAGACAAAAAAUGUUCAUUCUAAGAGUUAAAAAGAUGUUUAAUUCCUUCUGUUUUGAUAGCAUAUCUCUCUUUAAAAGCUAAAGAAUGGCAGAUGAACACACUACCUUGUGUCUUCAUGCCAUUAACGGCGGCACCCACUGUGUCUCUCUUCACAUUAAUGCGCAACAAAUACUCUCAGGUCAGCCUCCUAAAGGAUUCGAUCUCAGACCCCGAUGUGUUCUUGUCUCGCUGUUCAUUCCUCUUUAAUCAACAAAACAAAGACUGAAAAUGUGGCAAACUUUGAAUUGAUUUCAGUGCUUAAAGAUCGACUCGUCUCAUACUUUGGAUUGAUCGUUCAGCCUUAUUUGUGACAGAUCCUGCCGCCCUUCGAAGGCCCUGAUCUUCAAAACUCUGCGUUUCCUUCCUUCCGAGCAGAGCCUUAUAAACGAUUCUACAGAUACGAUUGGGCAUAUCUCUAUGCAGAAGCUGUGUUUGUAACAUAGAACACUUAUAUGGAUUUGAGAUAAAGGUUUGACUAUGAGUGCCAGUUUUUGGGACUUUUUUUUUUUUUUCACCCUGGCCUUAUUAUUUAAGUUAUUACUUAUUAUUUAUUUUGUCUAUAUCCUUUUUUGUCUAUAUCCCCCACCACCACACCCAACCCCUGAUUACAUUUUAGAUAUUUUUAUAUGCUUUUUUCCAUGGGGACUUUUUUUUCAGACAUUUUAUCUACCUCACUCUUUUUUUAUGUACCUAUAUAUAAAGUACAUCUGACCUUUUUUCAUGAAAAGGACAAUAUUACUGCUCUCUGUAUCUGGGUGAAACCUCACAUAAAUGCUACAAACCACAAUCUCGGAGUGGAGAAAUUACCGAGUUACAGACAUUUUUGUAUGACUAGCUGCUUUCCUUCCUAUCGGAUCUUGCCUAGAUUUUGUUUAUUAUUUAUUUUCUGAGAUCAAAAAGGUCUGACAGUUGACUUCAAAUGUGCUGGAAUGUUGUUGAUGUUUAAUUUACCCAUCUUUUAACUCGUGGGCAAAGAUGGAUUAGUUAGAAUGGAUUAUUUUUUAAUUUUUUCCAGUAUAUACUGGUUCUGCUCUCCUCUCCCUUUCAUGUUUCUGAAUUUCACGGUUGGCAUUGUUCUGUUUUAUCUUUUCAUUACACAUUCAUUGGUGUGUUAAACUUGCAUCAGAAAAACCAAAUGUUAAUCGAAUCAAAAACACUUUGGAUAUGAAUCAAUUUACUUGAGUUUCGGCUGUUGUCAGGUGCAUCCAAUUUACAUAAUCAUAAGUUUUUUUCCUGGUUUAUAUCAAUAUAUAUUUUUUUAAUUAUUAAAAAAACACCAUGUGGAAGGAACCAUUUCAGUGCAAUUUAAAUAAAACUAAGCAGAUGUGAUAUAUAGUUGAAGAAAUGUUAGCUGGUAUUUACAUAUUUCAUUCACAGCAGUUUGAUGAAAUAUUGUUCAUGCAGAUAUUGAGCCGAUUAAACUGAAAUAGUAUCCAGAUGCAAGAUAUUCUUGUAAAUAUCCUGAAUUUUUUCGAAUGACUUUAUAAGGGAAAUGUGAGUUUUUAGGGGGAAAAAAUAUCAAGCAAUGAUCAUACAGUGCCACCAAUGUUAUGUUGGUCUUUUUUUUCUGCGUUUUUCGUAGUUUUUGUUAAUCAGUGAUUGUGCGAGACACCAUCCUAAUGCUCUCCUCUGACUGUCUCCGCUUACAGAGCCGCAACACGCGACCAAUGGCUGAUUUCUCGAUUACAGAUCUGUUGACUAUGGGCUAGAUCUUCUCAGGGCUGAAGGUUUUGAGUGGCCGUCAGAAGGACAGGAAGUGACCUGUUCCUCUGCGCUCACUGUACCCUGCUGCUGAAAACUGCUGCUCUCCAUCAUCUCACCAGAUGCUCGUUCUGAAGUCCAGACGCGUGGUGUUGCUCUGAGAGUUACUUGAGGGUUGAGAGGGGAGCAUUGGGGGUGUUUAGAGAUCUGAUGGCGCCAUCUAGAACGUGAAGAAGGAUUGUGUCAUGUCUCAAGCUAUUUCCUUUCACUCCUUGAUGCUGGGGAGCGCAAUGUUUGGUUGUUCAGUUGAGACGUGUUCGAUAUGUAUGUGUUCGUGUCUAAAGAGGGUUGCAGAUCCAAAAUGGGAGGGGAGAAUGGAGAACGUUUUGUGGUCCAAGUCUGUUCAAACCUGGCUGUUCUGAUUAAAAAAGGCACUUAUUAACUUUA